AUGGUGGGGUCUAGAUCUUCAUGGUGGGGUCUAGAUCUUCAUGGUGGGGGUCUAGAUCUUCAUGGUGGGGGUCUAGAUCUUCAUGGUGGGGGUCUAGAUCUUCAUGGUGGGGGUCUAGAUCUUCAUGGUGGGGGUCUAGAUCUUCAUGGUGGGGGUCUAGAUCUUGAUGAUCUUCAUGGUGGGGGUCUAGAUCUUGAUGGUGGGGGUCUAGAUCUUCAUGGUGGGGGUCUAGAUCUUGAUGGUGGGGGUCUAGAUCUUGAUGGUGGGGGUCUAGAUCUUGAUGGUGGGGGUCUAGAUCUUCAUGGUGGGGGUCUAGAUCUUGAUGGUGGGGGUCUAGAUCUUCAUGGUGGGGGUCUAGAUCUUGAUGGUGGGGGUCUAGAUCUUCAUGGUGGGGGUCUAGAUCUUGAUGGUGGGGGUCUAGAUCUUCAUGAUCUUGAUGGUGGGGGUCUAGAUCUUCAUGGUGGGGGUCUAGACCUUCAUGGUGGGGGUCUAGACCUUCAUGGUGGGGGUCUAGACCUUCAUGGUGGGGGUCUAGACCUUCAUGGUGGGGGUCUAGACCUUAAUGGUGGGGUCUAG
Molecule: messenger RNA, 576 nt
Organism: Procambarus clarkii (red swamp crayfish)
Lineage: Eukaryota; Metazoa; Arthropoda; Malacostraca; Decapoda; Cambaridae
Source: RefSeq, a predicted model, not a curated record